AUGGCAUCCCUUGAGAUGGCUUUUUACAAGUAUCUCCAGCUUCGGCAUGCAGUUCAGGCGCAGUUUUGCUCGCUGAAGUUUACUCCAGUAUUUUCUGACGUGGAGUUACUCCUGGACACUACGGACCUCUCAAAGCCCCUCAAUCAGGCUUAUGCUCUCCUUCAAUCUUUAGGGCCUAGCCCGUUCUCAAAAGCAUUCUAUAAAUGGCUUGCUGAUAUCCCGGAUUUGUCUGAGGAUCAAUGGAAGGAGGUCGAGGGCUCUUAUUACUCUAUAGUAGUCAGACUGACACCACACGCAAGCAACGACGCACAUGGCGAGGAAGCCAGACACCACCGAUGCAAUAAGACCCCGUGUCCCUCGUUCAGCCAGGAGCAAAAUAUCAAAGUACAACCCCAGAAAAUAACACCACCAUGCUCUGUGUCAGAGAAGGAGAUAAUAUUUGAGGAGCAGUCUGUUGCUACAGAAACAGUAACGACAAGCUCAGAAUGGAAUUCCAAUUAUCCAUCAGAAACAAGUGUCGAUGAUGAAUUACAAGUCAGACCUACUCCUACACCUCGUCGGCGAAUAGUAGUUGAAAAUACGGUCCUCCAAAACCUAUUACACAGGCUACAAUCUCCAGUAGAUGAGGAAAACCGACUACAUCCUUACUGCUUUCAAAAUGACCCUCAAUGGGGUCCUAAUGAGGAGCGUCCCGCACCCAUCCCUGACCUAGACGGGAGAUGUGGCAACAACAAUUGGUGCCAAUGUACUUGCUGUCACAGCAUGACAUCUGUGUUAGAAAGUAUCUGUUGUUGGGAAUAUUCUCAAAUAAAUACUUCUCGAGAAAAUUAUAAAUGUGGUAUUCCAUGA
Molecule: messenger RNA, 849 nt
Organism: Hyla sarda
Lineage: Eukaryota; Metazoa; Chordata; Amphibia; Anura; Hylidae
Exons: 6
Coding region: 1-849 (282 amino acids)
Source: RefSeq, a predicted model, not a curated record